UGUGGGGGGGGGAAUAAAAUCGGUAGAUUGAGUGGCUAGAGAGGUCGGAGGUAAGUGCCCGAAGAAGCCGGGCGGACCCGGAAUACAGAGGACUCGGGAACAUGACUUAUGCUUACCUCUUCAAGUACAUCAUCAUCGGAGACACAGGUGUGGGGAAGUCAUGUCUCCUCCUGCAGUUUACAGACAAGCGGUUCCAGCCCGUCCACGACCUCACAAUAGGUGUGGAGUUUGGAGCCCGUAUGGUCAACAUUGAUGGAAAACAAAUUAAAUUACAAAUCUGGGAUACGGCCGGGCAAGAAUCCUUCCGUUCUAUCACCCGUUCCUACUACAGGGGAGCAGCGGGAGCACUCCUGGUGUAUGACAUUACAAGGCGUGAAACGUUCAAUCACCUGACCUCAUGGUUAGAGGACGCCCGUCAACACUCCAGCUCAAACAUGGUUAUCAUGCUGAUAGGAAAUAAAAGUGAUUUGGAGUCUCGCAGGGAUGUAAAGAGAGAGGAAGGAGAGGCUUUUGCCCGGGAGCAUGGAUUGAUAUUCAUGGAAACUUCAGCCAAAACUGCCUGCAAUGUUGAAGAGGCCUUCAUUAAUACAGCCAAAGAAAUCUAUAGGAAGAUCCAACAGGGUUUAUUUGAUGUUCACAAUGAGGGAUUGAACCCAGGAUCUUCGCACUGAGCUACAUCCUUAACCCUUUUUAAAAAAUGCAAAUGGCAUCAAGAUUGGGCCCCAGCAGUCAAUUUCAACAUCACCCGGACCUGGUGCCUGCCAGUGGAACUCUCGGGACGUGGGGUCUGACUCCGGCUGCUGCUGAAUAUCUGGCCUGAACUUUUUGUUUUCCCCCCUUCCUGGAACAGCUUCAGCUCAAUAGGCUUAAAGAAAGAGGUCUUACUUGCUUUGGUUGAGUAUAGCCUCUUUUCAAGGUGUGAUGUUUGCCUUUCCACUUAAAGACCAUGGGAGAAUUGGGGCCCUUACUGACCUGUCCUUCUUCAGGGACGUGAGCAUUCCCUAUAGAUUAGGGCUCUUUUCAUCCUCAUUUUAAUUUAUAAAAUGUUAGGAUCAAAGUUGAUUGUCAUGGCAGUUCAAAAAUAACUUCAUAAGCAUACACAUUCUGCUCCCCGCUAGGAGUAAGGGUAAGUAAUAAGGGUCAAGGAUGUCUUAUUUGAACACUUGAUAUUACCAGGCUCUGGCUUGCCUUUUGAAGAUGAUCAUCGCUGUAAGUUUUCUUUUUUUUUUUUUUUAACUUUGUUCCCUUCAGGCGUCUGUGGCCACUUCAUAAGAGUUCUCUCAUGAGGCAGUUACUUCGACUUGACCAAGGAAGCUGAAUAACUUCUCUUUUAUCCUAUUGCUAAUGUCUGUCUCUUAGAGUAACUGCCGAACUUUGAGAGUUGUGGAGUUGGUCCUGGAUGCCUGGCCACUUAUCCUUACUCAACAAACACAUUCAUUCCCUGUUCAUUUGUUCUAGGGACCAGGUCAAACACUGUAGCAUCUUUCACCUAAUUGAUCUCCACUAUUCCAUCACACUUCUUAACUAGACCUAAUUGGACUUUGUACUCUAAUCAAGCUAAUCUGCUUACUACACAUGCCAUAUCCAUUCCUCUUUAUAUACCUUUGCACAUGCUGUACUAUAAAGAGAGACAUUAUAACAUAAUUAAAAGACCAACAUUUUUUCCUUUAGGAAGGCUUCAGUGACUGACCUAACGACUUUAAGCGAUCACUGAUGUAUUAUUGCCCCUUAAGGGCUUUCCUAUUUUGGUUAUUCAUAUGGGUAUUUAUUUGUAGGUAUGUUACUCUGUAAAUAUGUUUUGUAGUUGUUUCUUGCCUGGGAUCUGUCUCCUCAUUUAGGCUGUACGCUCUGUGAGAGCAGGAUCCAUGUCAUUCCUUUAUUUUUAUAAACCACUUUGCCCGCGUCCUGUCUCAGUGUCUAGUGCUACCCAUUAUGUGAUCAUUAAAUUUGACCAACAUACUUAAAAACUUCAGAUAUUGGGCCAGGGAUUUAGCUCAGUGCCACCGUGCGUGCCUUGAAAGCACAAGGUCCUGAGUUCGAUCCCUGGUACGAAAAAAAAAAAGAACCUUCAGAUUUUAGACUUCGGAGAAAGCAAAAGACCUUAAAGUUAUCUCUUCAUAAUUCUAUCUCAGUUUCUUCCGUCUGAUUACCCUAGAUCUAGAUGGCUCUUCUCUCUUGCCUUUCUCUGGCUCACUGCCUCCAUUCUAUGCAGCAUAUAGUAAGGCUGCCUGCUACCAAGCAGCCAGACAAGUGGGUACUUCAGUCCUUCACCAUUUCUGAGUAUACAAUACUAUCUUCGCCACAUUUGCCUUUGCUUCAUGCAUCAUACAGCCUUCUGGGUCAGUUGCUUUUUGCUUAAUGUCUCCUUCUCUUCCACAGCACUGAGGUCUCUGAAUUUUUCUAAUUUUUGUUAACAAAUUGUUUCAUUAUUAAAUAUAUGCAUGUUUCCAAGCUGUUUAUA
This is a messenger RNA of Heterocephalus glaber (naked mole-rat), 2461 nucleotides long. RefSeq names its product RAB2B, member RAS oncogene family (gene Rab2b). Gene Ontology annotation, molecular function: GTPase activity; GTP binding. Lineage: Eukaryota; Metazoa; Chordata; Mammalia; Rodentia; Bathyergidae. The record is from RefSeq and is a predicted model, not a curated record.